Triticum dicoccoides is the source of this 2870-nucleotide messenger RNA. RefSeq lists its product as uncharacterized. Bases 162 to 1346 code for a protein of 394 amino acids. The record is from RefSeq and is a predicted model, not a curated record. The transcript has a single exon. Lineage: Eukaryota; Viridiplantae; Streptophyta; Magnoliopsida; Poales; Poaceae.
GCUUCUGGGUGCGGCGCCUCCUCCUGUCCCCUGCUCCCCUCCUGCUGCUGCGCUCGCCCUGGGGUGCACGUCGGCGUCCGUCUCCCCUGCGCGCGCGCCGUGCUCGUCGGGCGAAUCUGGCAAUUUUGUCCUGGACUCGGCCCCCUUGCCUGUUGGCAUUGAUGAGGGGGGUGAGUUCGUUCCCGGCUCGGCCGCUCCGUCCCCCCGGGCUUUGUUGGGCUUCACCCUCCUCUGCGCGCAUUCAAGUCUCCGCGGCCGCGCCGGACGCCUUCAAUGCGGCCACCCGCCUUCGCUCCAUCAUCACCAUCCUCCCUCGCCCAUCCCGGCUCGUCAAUGCGGCGUCAGGAUGCGUCCUCGCGCCACGGCCUGUCUCGUCCGCUCCUCGGGAGGAGGAGGGCUGGACUUUCAUGCUGCGGCAGCGCCGCCCUCGACGGGACGCGCCUUCAAGCCGGGCGUCUGCCGUCCCGUCCCAUCCCGCGCCGAGCGGCCUCGACGAGCAACGCCGAGCCAGUUUCAUCCGCUUCAAAAAGCGCACGGAGGGGCGCUGCUCUCGCUGUCUCGCCCCCAAACACCACCGCUCCUCUGCCUGUCGCGACCCUGUGCGCUACCUCUCCUGCAACCUCUCGGGCCACAUCGAGCGCAGCUGCCCCCUGCGACGUGCGUCCAAGCAGCGUCCGGCCUCCCCGCCUGCGGCCCCUCCGCCGUGCCGCUCGCCCGCCGAUUCGGGCGCGCGUUCCUGGGCUGAGGUUGUCGCCUCCCCGUCCGCUCCCCCUCCCCGCGCUGGGAUGGCUCGCGCUUCCGCCGGCAUUGGGGCGUCGGACGCUCGCCCCGAGGAGGACUCGUGCUUCAUCCCGUCCUCAUUCGACAUGGACCGUGACAUGCUUGAGUGGGAACAGACGGCGGCCAUCGCCUGGGCUAUCAACGCGCCGCGGCGGCUCGUCGCGCUGGACGUUGACCGCGCCAUCCGGAAGCAAUUCCGGCUCAGCCACGGGGACGUGGCUGUCAUCCCGUACCACCCGGUGAAGUUCCUCGUCAAGUUCGAGCACAAGGCCCAGUGCGACGUGGCGCUUGCCGCGGGUCACAUGCGUGCUGCCGACGCCAUUGUCCACAUCAGGCCGUGGCGUCCUCUAGAGCGCGCGUUCGGGGCCGCCCUCAACUACCGAGUGCACCUGUGCUUGGAGAACGUCCCUGACUACGCGUGGACGCCGUUUGUCGCCGAGCGCAUCAUCGGCCGGCGCUACUCCCUGGAUCGCCUCGAAGACCACUCCGUGCUCCGGACAAACUCCGUGACGCUCGACCUCUGGGCUUGGACUGCAGACCCAAACCUCAUCCCCAAGGUCAUCUAGCUAACAUUCACCACCCGUCCAUCCGGCGGCCUGCAGGUGUUCGCCAAUGUGGCGAGGCCGUCCGGUUGCAAGCGUGGCGCAACCUUCAGGGUGUUGGUUCACUUGGACAUGGUGGAGGACCACUCCAAUGCUCCCCUGGACUGCUACACCUCUGACGAUCGCGCUGAGGCGUUCAGCCCUCCCAGGCUGCCGCUGGAGUGGCACAUGGAGUGCGUUGACGGUGUUCCGCCGCCUCUUGGAGCCACCCUUGCCCUCCCUGACAUGGGAGGCGGCUCACGGGCUGCUGCUCCGCGUUGCCGAGACCGGGGAUGACCACCCCCGACAGACGCCGCGGUGCCGGGACGACAACGAUGACUGGCAUGGCGGCGGCGGCCGGGACGGACGCGGCCGGGUGCCCCGCUCCAACGCCUCGGCCUUGGACGGGCGCAGGGAGCGCACCCGCUCACCUCGACGUCGCGACGUGGAUUCGACGCGUCAUGGACGUCGCCGUGCGGGCUCCCCCGUGGGCGCUGUGUCUCCUGUCAUGGCGAUGGAGGUCGACCGGUGGCAUGCGGCAGGCUGCACCUUCUGUCCGACGGCGGCGCUCCUGCGGGGCCUCACCUCCCGCUGGUGGACCAUGCCCGCCUACUUCGGUCUGAGCUGUCGGCGGCUAUCGACACCGCGCUCGCUCCAUUGCACUCGGAAUUCUCUGCCAUGCGUCGGUGGCUGGCCGACCUUGCUGAAAGGGUGGAGGGUGCCUUCGUCAAGCUCGGUUCAACCAAUGGUGGCCCGGCCAACCCAUCCUUGCUGGCUGGCGCGGCUGUUGGCGUGGUGGAGGCGGGUUCGGCGGUGCCCGCCCUGCCUACGCUGUCGGCCUGCUUCGCAGGACUCGCCCUGUCCCCGGAGGUGCGGAGCCUCGACACGUCGGGGGUUGAAGCCUGGUCCGCCCCUGAUCCACCAUCGACCAUUGAUGCUUCGCCUCUGGCCCGGCCUGUCGACGCCGACCGCGCGAUGUACGACGCUGGGGGUGACCCUGUCGGGCUCCUUGUUGUUGUGCCUCCCUCCACCGCCCCUCGUGAUCAGGCCUGAGCCGGUCACCGUCCACACGGUCAAUGCAGCUGGGAGUGGCCCGACGGAGAUCCUCGUCACCGCGACCCCCCCCCCCCCACCGUCGUGGUCGGGCCUGGGAUGGAUGCCACCGACCCGGUCGGAGCACUCACGCUGUUGGCAAAUGCCUGCCCUGAACCCGCUGUCAUUGUUGCCUCGGAAGCUGCUACGGACGUGCCUCCGAUUGGGAACCCCCUGGAGUCUUUCCUCGCCAGCGUUGUCGGGGAGCCGCCCGCCCCGUUGCUGUCUACUCCGGCCACCCGUAGGAGCAAGGGGGGCGUGUCGGUCGCGCCGGCUCAUCGUAGCGCCCGGCUCGACAAAAAGAAGGCAAAAGCCCCCUCGGGGCUGCUACGGAGGCGAUCCAGGAGCUCAUUGCCAAGGUCUGUGGUGUACUGGACCCGUUUGUUGGAUACGACGAGAAGGCCAAGCAGGCCUACC